This is a messenger RNA of Plasmodium yoelii, 2361 nucleotides long. Its product is annotated as peptidase, putative. Bases 1 to 2361 code for a protein of 786 amino acids. The transcript has a single exon. Lineage: Eukaryota; Apicomplexa; Aconoidasida; Haemosporida; Plasmodiidae. The record is from RefSeq and is a predicted model, not a curated record.
AUGGAAAUAAAAAACACAAUAUGCAAGCGUUUUAAUUUAUUUCUUAUAUCAAUUGUGGUACUAAUUUGUACAUUUGGGCUUAAACAUAAUCUUAUUAUAGUAUAUAAAAAUGAAGAUAUUAGUUUUAGGGUUUUAAAUAAUGAUAUAGGAACAAACAUUCCCCCUGGGGGGGCAGUUCCAUUUCAAAAUACAAUACAAGAAAAUGAAGGUUUAAAUGUUACCGAUUCAAACGAUGGCAAAAAGGGUAAAAAUGGCGAAAAGGAUAAAAAUGGCGAAAGGGAUAAAAAUGGCGAAAGGGAUAAAAAUGGCGAAAAGGGUAAAAAUGGGGAAAAAGCGGAUGAGGAAAUAAACAUGAAUGCUAAUAGAGACACUAUUGGAAAUGCUGGGAAUGCUGGGAAUGCUGGGAAUGCUGGGAAUGAGCAAGUAUAUAUCAAAGAGGAGCUUGCAGAAAAUAAAAAUGAUUAUAAAAAUGAAGAUGUAAAUAAAAAUGGUUAUAAAGGUGAAGGUGGGUUCGAAGGAUUAACGUUAGAUGUACAUUUUACUGAAUACAACAAUAUAUAUACUAAUGUUAAGGUUGGAAACCAAAUGUUAAAACUGUCAUUGAAUAGUAGAUUAGAAGGAAUGUAUGUCUUCAUGGAUGAUUCAAUUUCAUGUUAUCAACAAGAUGAAAAUAAUAAAAGAAAAUGUUAUGAUCCUAAUUUAUCAGAAACUGCAAUUUGGUGCAAUAAUAACAUGAUAUGUUUACCUGCUAUAUUAUCAAUGCCUUAUGAAUGUUAUGCCGAUAAAAAAAUAAACAUAAAUAAUAAGGUUCCAUAUCCAAACAUAUACUAUGAUGCGUUAAAAUAUAGCGAAAGUCAUAUAGAGGGAUUCGACACAGUUGAGCUCGUGGGCUUAAAGUAUGGAAACAAGAGCGGAGGAAAUAAGAAGCAAGGAGAAAGCGGAGGAAAUAAGAAGCAAGGAGAAAAGAGCGGAGGAAAUAAUUUAAAUUUAUUUGAAAACGCAGACAUUAAACUUAUCGUCGAUUUAUCAAUUUAUAAUAACUGGAAUUUAUUUAAAGAUACAGAUGGUAUUAUGGGAAUUGCAGGCAACGAAUUAAGUUGUAGGAAUACAAGCAUUUGGAAUAAAAUACUUGAAAAAAAUAAUUCUAUAUUUGGCAUUGAUAUUAAUUUACCUGAAAACGCAACAAAAAAAUAUGUUAAUAACUUAUCAGAGAAAAGUAAAAGAAAUAUAAAUUUUUAUAAUGUAACGUUGGAAAGCGAUAAAAAAAAUGACAUAAAUAAUGACAUAAAUAAUGACAUAAAUAAUGACAUAAAUAAUGACAUAAAUAAUGACAUAAAUAAUGCAGGAUAUGUGACAAAUUUACACGAAUCAGUAGUUAAGCUAUUUUCAUCAAAAACAAGAAAUAUAAUUACAGAAGAGAAUCAAAAGAAUGGUAAUCCGAUUACGGUACCCUCCCAAAUACAUAUUGGUGAUUAUAAAAAAGAAUAUGAACCUAUCAUAUGGUCUGAGCCAAGAGAAAGAGGUGGGAUAUUUUCAGAUUCUUUUAUGCAAUUUACAAUAUACAAUUUAGAAGUAUGUGAUAAUAAUAUAUUUGGUAAAAAUAGUAGCAAUUGGCAAGGUGUUAUAGAUUUAAGUAGUAAAUGUUUAGUUCUUCCUAAAAUGUUUUGGCUAAGUUUAAUGCAAUAUUUACCUGUUAAUAAAAAUGAUGAAAGAUGUGUACCAAGCAAUAAAGAAAUCGAAUUUAACGAGGACACAAUACCUAGGAUGUGUUCAAUUGAUGAUAAAUAUAGACCAUUACCUGUUUUGAAAUUUUCAUUUUCAGAUAAUGAUAUAGUAUCUAAUAAUAAUAUAAAUAAUAAUGAACAGGGAGAAAAUAUUAAAAAAAUUAAUAUUCCUUUAGAUAAUUUAAUAAUAAAAGAAGAUGGUCCUAAUAAUAAUUAUUUAUGUAUAAUUCCAGAUGUAAGAGAAGGUAUAAGUAAUGGAAAUAGUGGAAGAACAACUAAACCGUUAAUAAAAUUUGGAACCUAUGUAUUAAAUAAUUUUUAUGUUGUAGCAGAUCAAGAAAAUUAUAGAGUUGGUCUUUCAAAUAAAAAAAGUUUUUAUUAUUCUAAUGAUAAAUGUACAAAAAAAGUAGAAUGUAUAGGUGAUCAAGUAUAUGAACCUGCAUUAAAUAUUUGUAUUGAUCCAGAUUGUUCUAUAUGGUAUUUUUAUACAUUAAAUAAUGAGACCAAAACAUGUGAAUCAGUUUCAUCACGAUUUUACAUUUUUAUAAUAAUACUUAUUAUUUUAUUAAUACUGGAUAUACAAUCUUAUUAUUUAUAUAGAAGAUCUGUUCGUACUGCAAAAAUAUCUUCUCGUUAA